Messenger RNA from Oryza sativa Japonica Group (Japanese rice), 1687 nucleotides. Its product is annotated as benzyl alcohol O-benzoyltransferase. NCBI's taxonomy places the organism in Eukaryota, Viridiplantae, Streptophyta, Magnoliopsida, Poales, Poaceae. The record is from RefSeq and is a predicted model, not a curated record.
AUACUCCACCCUCGCGACCUCUCCCUCACACUCUCACCACACCAAACCUAGCAGCAGCAGCACACGUACGCACUCGAUCACACGUGCGCAUCAUCUCCAUCUCCUCAACAAUGGCGGGCUCGACGGCGGCGGCGCUGAAGUUCACGGUGAGGAGGAAGCCGGCGGAGCUGGUGGCGCCGGCGGGGCCGACGCCGAGGGAGCUGAAGAAGCUCUCGGACAUCGACGACCAGGACGGGCUGAGGUUCCACAUCCCGGUGAUCCAGUUCUACCGGCGCAGCGCCGCCAUGGGUGGGCGCGACCCGGCGCCGGUCAUCCGCGCCGCCGUCGCCAGGGCGCUCGUGAGCUACUACCCGUUCGCCGGGAGGCUCCGGGAGCUCGAGGGGCGGAAGCUCGCCGUCGACUGCACCGGCGAGGGCGUGCUGUUCAUCGAGGCCGACGCCGACGUGAGGCUCGAGCACUUCGGCGGCGCGCUGCAGCCGCCGUUCCCGUGCCUGGAGGAGCUCGUGUUCGACGUCCCCGGCUCGUCGGAGGUGCUCGGCUCGCCGCUGCUGCUGUUUCAGGUGACGCGGCUGGCGUGCGGCGGGUUCAUCCUCGCCGUGCGGCUGCACCACACGAUGGCGGACGCGCAGGGGCUCGUGCAGUUCCUCGGCGCGGUGGCGGAGAUGGCGCGCGGCGGCGCGGCGGCGGCGCCGUCGGUGGCGCCGGUGUGGGGGCGGGAGAUGCUCGAGGCGCGGAGCCCGCCGCGGCCGGCGUUCGCGCACCGGGAGUACGACGAGGUGCCGGACACCAAGGGCACCAUCAUCCCGCUCGACGACAUGGCGCACCGCUCCUUCUUCUUCGGCGCGCGCGAGGUCGCCGCCGUGAGGUCCCACCUCGCGCCGGGCAUCCGGGAGCGCGCCACCACGUUCGAGGUGCUCACCGGCUGCCUCUGGAGGUGCCGCACGGCGGCGCUGGCUCCCGACGACGACGAGGUGAUGCGGAUGAUCUGCAUCGUGAACGCGCGCGGCGGCGGCAAGAGCGGCGGCGGCGCCGGCAUGAUCCCGGAGGGGUACUACGGCAACGCGUUCGCGUUCCCGGUCGCCGUCGCCACCGCCGGCGAGCUCCGCGCGAGGCCGCUGGGCUACGCCGUCGAGCUGGUGAGGGCGGCGAAGGGCGAGGUGAGCGUGGAGUACAUGCGGUCGGUGGCCGACCUGAUGGUGCAGCGCGGCCGGCCGCACUUCACGGUGGUGCGCGCCUACCUCGUCUCCGACGUGACCAAGGCCGGGUUCGGCGACCUCGACUUCGGGUGGGGGAAGCCGGCGUACGGCGGGCCGGCGAAGGGCGGCGUCGGCGCCAUCCCCGGCGUGGCGAGCUUCCUCAUCCCGUUCAAGAACGCCAAGGGGGAGGACGGCAUCGUCGUGCCCAUGUGCCUGCCUGGCCCCGCCAUGGACAAGUUCGUCGAGGAGAUGGGCAAGCUGAUGAAACCCGCCGCCGCCGCCACCGCCGCGACGCGGCAGCAGCCGGCCGACAUGUUCGCCAUGAUCAAGUCUGCGCUCUGAAUCGAUCAGCCGCGCGCACUAUGUGUGUUUGUGACGAGUUCCCUCUUCAUUUUGUACCAUGGUAAAAAUAUGUACUUGAAUAACUCCGAUGAAUUGCAAUGUAUAAUACUCCUUCCAUUUUAUAUUAUAAGUCGCUUUAACUUUUUUCA